This is a messenger RNA of Cylicocyclus nassatus, 813 nucleotides long. NCBI's taxonomy places the organism in Eukaryota, Metazoa, Nematoda, Chromadorea, Rhabditida, Strongylidae. The record is from the annotation of a GenBank genome assembly.
AUGGUUGGUAUGUACCGCGGAAAGCUUUUGAAAAUACCUUGUUAUAAGCUCAUGUUUUACAACGGAUUUGUCGAUAUUGGAGACCUGAUACUAUGCUCGUAUAUCACUCCAUAUUUUCAUUUUACUGUUGCGGUCUUUUGCUCUUCUAAAAGUUUGGAUUGGAUUUCUGGACAUCUUGUCUACAGCUUGUGGAUGGGAGCAUCGUUCAAUUGUAUGAUACUUGCAUUUGACAGAUUUGUUGAAAUGGUACCAGCAGCUAAUGUUUUGAAGUUUCUUUUCCGAGGAAAACUCUUGUAUAUGUGGAUGACUCUGUCUUUACUCUAUAUGCUUGUUGUGUGGUUUGUGCUAAGACCUAUUCCUUUCAACACAGUUGUUUCCGCAUUCAUCGGAACUCCCCUGAUUGCUAAUUACGAAACUGAAUACUAUCAUUAUACCUCCUUUUACUUGGUAAUUCACAACUCAACUGUAGUUAUAAUGUUGGUGACGCUUUACUCUGUCCUCUAUUAUUAUGUGAGAAAUGCCUUACGUAGAGGCGGAAAUAUCGACGAUAUGCCGGUUUUUGUCCAAGUGUUCUUUGUAUGUACAUCUACAGGAGCCACUGCGAUUCUUUACGUAUUAUUGGAAUUAUUGGCUGUUCCAAGAAGUGUCGUCAUCGCAGCGCACGUAGUCUGGCAGCUCAGUCAUGGUGUUCAUGGUAUCGUCUACUUACGCUUUAACAAGCACAUACGCCAAGCAGUGUUUGCCUUAUUUGUCAAAGGUGUUAAUAACGAUCACUCUACGAAUGCAAUCUUCACGUCGAAAACGAAGAAAUAG